GAUUAUUAUGGAAAAUGAAGAAGAUUUAGCUAGUACUUUAUCACACGAUGAGUUGCUGGAAAUCACGCAGUCAUCUUUAGCUACGUUACUAAGUAAAGAUUCUUACUUGAAAGAUCUUCCGAAUGAUAUUAUUAUUGAAGAAAUUGUAUCACAGAUAGCUGUAGAACAUGGUCAAUCAAUCACAAUUUUUAUAUCAAGAGAGAGUGAGCCAACUUUAAAAGUUAUUAUUCCUCAAGAUGCAUCAGUAAGAGAUUUGAAGAAAGCAAUUCAGAGACAUUUUGAAUUGUAUCAGAAAAGAGCUGGAAUCAAAACAAAGAUUUCAUGGAAAUAUAUUUGGAAGACUUAUACCUUGAACUUUGAUAGCAUAGUUUUAGAUGAUAAUAAUGCGAACAUACAAGACUAUGGAGUAACAAACAAAGUGACAUUAAUAUUUAAAAAAAGAAAGAAACAAAAGAAGUUUGUCGUAUAAGCAUUUAUUUUAUUUUGACAUCAUUUUCCACCAAACUAGUGACAUAGUUAUAUUUUGUAUUUUCAGCAUCCCUUAUUCUUAAAUAUAGCAAUAAUAGCUAAAAAUCAUAUUGUCGAUUUGUUUUAAACUACAAAGACAAAACAUUGACUAUACUUUUUUGAUGAAUACAGACAACCUCUUCAAUCUGAGAUAGGUCAUAAACAUAAAAUCAUAAUUUCUUUGAAUAAUCUAAUGGAAGUUACAGUAACAACUUACGUUGACUAUUUUAAUGUUUAAACAGAAUUCAUAAUUGUACAUAAUGUAAAUAUGAGACAGUAAAAUAUUAUUUUUAAACUAAUAGGUAUUUAUUUCUUUCUUAAUUUUCACUUACAAAUAAACAUUUUGUAGUCUGAAAUGUCCAUAACACUUUUGAAUAUCCAUUAUUAUCUUUAUAUAUUACAUAUA
Molecule: messenger RNA, 913 nt
Organism: Spodoptera exigua (beet armyworm)
Lineage: Eukaryota; Metazoa; Arthropoda; Insecta; Lepidoptera; Noctuidae
Source: the annotation of a GenBank genome assembly